Molecule: messenger RNA, 2923 nt
Organism: Selaginella moellendorffii
Lineage: Eukaryota; Viridiplantae; Streptophyta; Lycopodiopsida; Selaginellales; Selaginellaceae
Product: UTP--glucose-1-phosphate uridylyltransferase 3, chloroplastic
Exons: 17
Coding region: 108-2864 (918 amino acids)
Biological process (GO): UDP-N-acetylglucosamine biosynthetic process
Molecular function (GO): UDP-N-acetylglucosamine diphosphorylase activity
Source: RefSeq, a predicted model, not a curated record
UCCCCUCUCCAGGUGUAGGUCUCGGGUCUAUCGCCAGUUCAUUCGAGGAUGAGAUUGUCUGUAGAGAAUUCCAGGUACUGAAACCUUGAUUCUUCUCCAGCGGCCGUAUGGAAGCUCUCACAUCGGCCAAGCGGUCGUUCCACGGCAAUGCGGUCGUCACGGAGCUCUGUGGAUCGCUGGAGACCUCUCUCUUGCUGCGGCCGCGGCCGGAGAGUGUGAUUCUGGACAGGGAUGGAUCGCGAUCAAGAAAUUUCCGCUCGCACAGGAAGCUGGUGUCCAAAUGCCGGACGCUCUCGCCGAUCUCGGAGAAGAACGCCGUGUGUAACGGCGGCAAGGGUUCUUCUUCACUGUCGCGCAAGAAUUGGAGGCUGGAGGAGGAGCUGGAGAGGCUAACGGAUUUAAAGGCGAGGCUAAAGGCGUGUAAGAGCUUGAGGGAGAGAUGUCUUCUCGUCGGGAGCCUUCCUCGCGUCCAGGCAGUGUUCUCGUUCCAACAGGGCUCUCUUUGCAAUGAGGUGGUGGCUGUGGCGAUGAGAAAGCUUGGGGACUAUGAGCUCUACUUGCUCAAGUGCCUUGUGGCGAUCGGGCAGGGACAUAUCCUUGGUUUGGAAGACGAGGGUGGUGGUGUCGCCGACGAUCACAGGAAAAUUCUCAAUGGUUGCAAUGGCCUUGGUGGUAUGAGCUUCGUGAAUGGAUCGGAGAAGAGUGUAUUGAUGGGAACGCUCCAGCUUAUGACACAGCUUAUAGAGUCCUUUGAAGAUGCGAAGCCUUCCUCAGAGUUGAUACAGUGGCCAUUGAGUUUGGACGUCACGGCAGAGUUGCAGAGAAAACGCCGGCGUGGAGAGCCGGAUGAGCGCGAGGUUUUGCCGAAGCUCAAGAGCUUUGUGAGAGUGUUGGAUUCUCUGGAGCGGUUUUACGAUUGUAUAGGCGGCAUUGUUGGGUACCAGUUGGCCGGGAUGGAGCUGAUACGCUCGUCCGAAACUGGGGAGAUUGGAUUUUCGGCGACACGCAGUGCUCAACAGUCAUUUUAUCACGUCCCAGAAGGAAAAGAUCUUUCAAAAGACACUGAUUUUGCAACUCAAGCAGCUGGCUGGGGCGUGAAACGCUUGGCAGAAAUUGGAGAAAUUUAUCCUCUAGGUGGAGCUGGUGACCGCUUGGGACUUGUCGACGACGUGACUGGUGAAAGCCUUCCUGUGGCAAUGCUGCCAUAUUGUGGUCGGACUUUGUUGGAAGGCCUCAUACGCGACUUACAGGCUCGAGAAUUCUUCCACUUUAAGCUAUAUGGCUCACAGGUGAUCACUCCGGUGGCAAUCAUGACGAGUGCAGCAAAACGGAAUAACGAGAGAGUAAAAGACUUACUCGAAAGUCACAGAUGGUUUGGCAGAGGAAGAGAUAAUUUUCAGCUCUUUGAACAGCCUUUGGUGCCCACAAUAGCUGCAGAAAACGUCCAAUGGGUCGUGAGAGGUCCGUUGGAUCCGAUGCUAAAGCCAGGCGGCCAUGGAGUCAUUUGGAAGUUGGCUAAAGAUUCAGAAUUAUUCAAAUGGUUUUAUGACAAAAACCGGAAAGCUGCUGUGGUACGUCAAAUAAGCAAUCCAGUUGCAGCUACUGAUGUUACUCUUCUAGCUUUGGCAGGUGUUGGUUUGCAUCAAAACAAGAAAUUUGGUUUUGCGUCUUGUGACCGCAAAGUUGGUGCCGCCGAAGGUGUCAACGUGCUGAUGGAGAGCAAAACGGAAGAUGGCCGCUGGAGAUAUGGCACAACAUGCAUCGAAUACACCGAGUUUAGUAGGCUUGGUAUUGCAGAUGUCCCAGUUUCAACUGGCAGCAUGCAAGCCAGGUUUCCUGCAAACACAAAUGUUCUUUUCGUGGACCUUGAGUCAGUUGAAGAGGUGGCAUCACGCAAUGACUGUGCUUCUUUGCCUGGGAUGAUAAUGAACUUGAAGAAGCCUGUUACGUUUACGGACAGCUACGGUGUAGAUCAAAGUAUUCGUGCAGGAAGAAUCGAGUGCACAAUGCAAAACAUUGCGGACUCACUCCAAAACCAUUAUCAGCAUCAAUUGACGUCCAUUGAUCACGAUAAUCUCGACACCUUUAUUAUUUACAAUCAACGAAGAAAGGUAACAUCUUCGGCAAAGAGGCGCAGGAAACUCGACGAUCAAACACUCCACCAGACACCAGACGGGUCAUUUCUUGAUAUUAUGAGGAAUGCGUUUGACCUUCUGACGUCUUGUGGAGUGGCGAUAGACGAGAUGGAAUCAAAUCAAUGCUACAUUGACACAGGCCCUCCAUUCAUUGCUCUUCUACAUCCAGCUAUCGGCCCAUUGUGGAACAUCUUUCGUCAAAAGAUUUAUGGCGGGUCCAUCCGAAAAGGAUCAGAGGUGCAGUUAGAAAUCUCAGAACUUUCAUGGACCAAUGUCGAUGUAAGUGGUAGCUUGGUGGUAGAGGCGGAAAAUAUCAUGGGAACCGUAAAGGAUGGCAUACUUCACUACGGCGAGGGGUUGGGGAGGUGUCGCUUCCACAAUGUCCAAGUUUCCAACCAAGGAAUCGACUGGAAGUGCUCCACCAACGUGUACUGGCAGAACAAAGUGAGCCGCCACGAGUCUCUUAAGAUCAUCCUCAAAGGCUGCUCGGAGUUCGAUGCCUCGGACGUUGUUAUAAAGGGCUCCCACGUCUUUGAAGUACCAGACGGACACAAGAUGCGAGUAAGACGAUCAGGACCAACAGGAUUUUCUUGUACACUAGAGCGAUUGCCAGAGAGCUCACGAUCGUGGGCUUGGAAAUACGCAAUGCGAGAAAACGGAGAGGUGGAGCUGGAAAUGGUGGAAAACUCCAGCAAAACGCCACAACUAAGGGCUUCAUUCGCUCGAUGAAGUAUAUUUUUCCAUACUAUUUUUUAAGAGUUAAAGCAGACGGAAUAUCCCUUUUCAUA